UACACAACUACCGUUGUGACGUCUAUGAGAAAAAUAAUAAAUACAACAUAACCUUAUUCCUUAUUUACCAAAUAAAAUUUUUAUAAAUAAAUUCAUGAUAUUCCUAGGGAACUUCACCUUAUCAUACUAUUUAACAGUGCUGCUGGCUAUAGUUGCAGUGAUUGGUGAUUAUGUAGUUGUUCAUUCUAAUAUACAUGUAUAUCAAGCGAUAUUUGAUAAUGCCACACAUGCCGUUAUUGGUGGACUAUCUUGGUGUAUAGUAUAUUUAAAAAACAAACCCGAAAACUCCCUUUCGGCGGUCCUGGAAAUUGCUGCUUGUACAGUUAUGUCUUCUUUCAUAGACAUAGAUCACUUUUUUGCAGCUAGAUCCUUUCAGUUAAAGGAUGCAAUCAGUUUGAAAAAUAGACCACCCUUGCAUUGCUCCACUUUUCCUUUAUCCAUCUGCGUUUUAAUGUUACUUGUAAGUUAUAUUUUACAAUCAUGGAAUCUGGAGCGUAUCACUUUACUUAUUUUAACCGCCUUCUUGAGUCACCAUACUCGGGAUGCAACAAGAAGGGGAUACUGGUUUUUUCCAUAUGGAUCCACACCACCAAUACCUUAUGGACUGUACAUAAUUUUAACAUGCUGCAUACCAUAUUUAGUACUUUAUUUACAUGACUUUGUUAAUAUUACUCACAAAAAAAUUGUACACCAUUCUGUGAUACAAUAUACAUAAUGAAAGUGCAA
Leptinotarsa decemlineata (Colorado potato beetle) is the source of this 726-nucleotide messenger RNA. RefSeq names its product transmembrane protein 267. The record is from RefSeq and is a predicted model, not a curated record. Lineage: Eukaryota; Metazoa; Arthropoda; Insecta; Coleoptera; Chrysomelidae.